AGGUUUGCCGAACCAACUCCCCAAAGGGGACUUUACAACAAGAAGAAGAAUACAAAAAGUCCUUUUUGCCCUUUCCUUCUCUCUCUCUCUCUCUCUCUCUCUCUCUCAAUUUUCCUCUUCGUAAUGGCGAGUUCUUCAAGAACGAAAUCUAGUGGACCAGUGCUUCGUUCUUCUUCUUCUUCUUCUUCUUCUCUCUCACAUUCUAACAGCUUCUGUUCGUACUCAACAUCAAACGCACCGUUUAACUCACCUUCGUCGAGUUUCUUCAGAAAACCUCACUCGCACGUGCCUCCCCGCUCCACUUCCCCGACACGUGUGAACCUAUUCAGCGCCGCGCCGCUUCCCUCGCACUCGGUCCGGUUCGCUCUCGACCGGUCCAUCUCCCCGAACCGGACCGUCUCGAGCCACGUCAUCGCGAAGCACCGCCACGUCACGGCUCAGAAGAAAUCGUGCAUGUGUUCCCCUACGACGCAUCCCGGUUCGUUCCGAUGCAGCCUCCACAAAAACAGCCACAGCGCGCAAACCGGUUCGUUUCCGUCGAACCGGCUCAACAUGCGCCGGUCCGCAAUGAAGAACUCGCUCGUGAGAAUCGGUGGCGUCGAAGGCGAGUGGGUGAAACGUGCUCUCACCGCGCUGAUUCGUCCUUCAUCGCAUCAACAGCGGAGAAGAACGGCGUUUGAACCGCGACAGAGUCGUCUUUCAAUCAUGUCAAAAGCUGAUGAUGAAGAAGAAGAAAAAUAAGAUCUAUGAAUUAUUAUUAUUUGUUUCUCUCUCACAGGUUGUUUUUGAAUCGCCGGAAUAUUCGGAUCUCCGCCGCCGGUGACGGAUUCUCUCCGAUUGCGUCGCCGGAGAAUUUGGAAGAUUUUGUUGGCGUAGACCUAAGAGGCUGGACCCUGGACUCGGAGAAUUCUUUUUGUACAUAACAUUUGCUAUGGAAGGAAAAUUUUUUGGACAAUUUUAGUUUUUAAUUAAAAUUCAAUUAAAAAAAAAUAAAACCCUAGAAAAUUAAAGUAUAAUCUUUAUUCACAAUUUGAUUUUGUGAAAUUUUUAUCUUCAGAAUUCGAGUUAGCGAGUAUGCAUUCAUGAGUUUGUUUUUCUUGCCGUUAGCGUUCCGUCAUUCGUUCGUCACGUUGUGUGGUGGUUUUGUCGCCGCCGUUGAACCUCCGUUAUCUUUCGUUCAUUGCUUUGCGUUUGGUGCAAGAUGUUUGGUGCCGGAGCUAUCCUAGAUGGACGGAUUUCGUCUUUAAAAUAAGGAAGGUGGAAUUGACGUCUUUAAAAUAUUUUAAGAAAAAAGUGGAAAUAAAGAAGAAAUAGAUAAAAUAAAAUAUAGUUUAAAUACUCAUUUAAUCCUAUUAUAUCUUUAAAUUUAUGUCUUAUAGUUGACCAGUAGAUAUUUUAGUUAUUGA
This is a messenger RNA of Glycine soja, 1406 nucleotides long. Its product is annotated as putative protein TPRXL. The record is from RefSeq and is a predicted model, not a curated record. Bases 124 to 741 code for a protein of 205 amino acids. Lineage: Eukaryota; Viridiplantae; Streptophyta; Magnoliopsida; Fabales; Fabaceae. The transcript has 2 exons.